This is a messenger RNA of Melanotaenia boesemani (Boeseman's rainbowfish), 2203 nucleotides long. RefSeq names its product NEDD4 family-interacting protein 1-like. The record is from RefSeq and is a predicted model, not a curated record. Gene Ontology annotation, cellular component: endoplasmic reticulum; perinuclear region of cytoplasm; Golgi apparatus. Gene Ontology annotation, molecular function: WW domain binding. The transcript has 8 exons. NCBI's taxonomy places the organism in Eukaryota, Metazoa, Chordata, Actinopteri, Atheriniformes, Melanotaeniidae. Bases 153 to 809 code for a protein of 218 amino acids. Gene Ontology annotation, biological process: positive regulation of protein ubiquitination; metal ion transport; vacuolar transport.
CAUACUAAAGUCAAGAGAUAUGAAGAAGGAGAUGGCCGACUAGGAGGCAGCGUUACCUCUGUGAACUUCGGUGGCAAAAUUUCAUUUAUUGAAGACAUUUUCUCUGCUGAAGUCGGAAGAGGACGUUUUAAACAUCUAUUUCCUCUUCCACAAUGGCCGAACAAAAUAGUAACGUCAGAUAUCAAGAGCUGGUGAAUGAGGAAGAGCCUGCUGAGCCUUCCCCAGAGAGUCCUGCCCAAGAUGCACCACCACCCUACAGCAGCAUUUCGCCAGGAAAUGCAGCUUUCUUUGAGUACAAGGAAGAUGGAGGAAGAUUCCCUAAUCCUCCAUCAUACAGUGUUGCCACCACUUUACCUUCCUACGAUGAAGCUGAGAGAAGCAAAACAGAGGCUGCCAUCCCCCUGGUCACUGGAAGAAUCUCGGAGGAAGAUUUUGUGGCCAGAGAUGACUUUGAUGAUGCUGACCAGCUGCGAAUAGGAAAUGACGGCAUCUUCAUGCUCACUUUCUUCAUGGCAUUUCUCUUCAACUGGAUUGGCUUCUUUUUGUCGUUCUGUUUGACCACAUCGGCUGCUGGUCGCUAUGGAGCCAUCUCUGGCUUCGGCCUGUCCCUUAUCAAAUGGGUUCUUAUUGUCAGGUUUUCUACCUAUUUCCCUGUUUCCUUUGAUGGGCAGUACUGGUUGUGGUGGGUGUUCCUGGCUCUGGGUUUCAUGCUGUUUAUCAGAGGCUUUGUGAACUACUCCAGAGUGCGUAAAUUAGUUGAUCCAACCUACGCCACUCUUCCCAGAACAAGGGUGCUUUUUAUCUAUUAGGGGAUGUGAAAGUGUGUGAAACGAAGUUUUCAAGAGACUUCACCAGAAAUCAGCAGAAGAGCUCCAGAUGAAGACUGAAAACAGUAAAAAAUUCAGGAAUUAUGUCACGUUUUCUUUUGUUUUGAGCUUUUAUUAAUGGAAUAUGGUUAACAGUAAUAGUCCCUUAAUGUACUCAUUAGUGGCGAAUGUUAAGUGCUAUUUACAUCUGUCUGUAAUGUUUGAGUAAUGCCUUAUAUCAUUUGAUGGUAGCAUAUGAGCAUGCUUCUGCCCAUGAGGUUAAUCACUAGGAGAGUCUGAUGUUGGCAACACUCGAAGCUAACAGGUAUUAAUUAGUGCAGCUCUGUAGAUUUGCCAUAGCAUGCCACACACUUUGUAAUCCGCACUAAUGUCACUUAAUGGUUAUAUUAGGCUGUUUUUAGAUACCAGGAACAUGGAAUUUCCACAUAAAUAUUUCACUCACCUGUUGGCUUUAAGAAGUGCUGCCUUCUGUGUAGCCACAAGGGGGCAGCGUUGCUUGCAGUGAACCAUUAGGAGCUGUUCAUUAGAGCAUUGAGUAAAUAGAUCAUUGCCAUUCAAACAGAUGUCAGUGGAAUACAGACAUACUGAAUUACCAGUGUAUGUCAGCGGUUACAAUUUUCUUAAAUGAUUUGUAGAGUCUGAAGAAUGUUAAAAUUAUUACUGAAGUUACAGAAAUCAUUUUUACAAGAUCUAGCCUGCUUUUUUUUCCAUCUUGACCUGCAACCAGUAAUAAUAAGACCCUAAAUGUCUACAGACAAACCUCAGAGCUGACGACAAACAGAUGCAGCAAUUUUAGACAUGCUCAUUUUAAAGAGCGUAUGAACUAAUUUUCUGGUCCUUGUCCUUAAAGCUCCUUACAGUAUCCAACUGAUGGUCAGUGGGAAUGCUCUGUGCAGCUAAUAUACUUACUGUCUGUACUUCAGAUGUUACUGAUUUCAUGCAGACAGCUGCAUGAAAUUAUUUGUGCUUAAAAAUAACCCCAAUUUCACCACCAGGUGGGGUUUUGCCCUAAGAUUUAAUUAAAAUUUGGGGGAUUAUAUUUCUUUUGUUGGUUGUAAGACCUUUCCACAUGCAGUAAAUUUGGCAAACCCAUAGGUAUUGGUUAUAUCAAAGAAUGUUGUUUGCAGGUGAACUUUUAGAAGCAUGACCGAUUAAAACCAUUUCAUGAUGUCAUGCUUAUUAAAAAAGAAGGUUGUGUAGGAUGUAGCACACUGAACUGUUUGAAUCACCAGUUAACUUCAUAUUUCUGCCAUGGCUUUGAUUACAGACCAAUUAUGCUUGUUUCUAUGUGAUGUAGAGCUGCAACUUUGGGGUUUUGUUGUUAUGAAACUGUACAGAUAAUGUUUAUUGUUAAAUAAAUGUCACCUUCAAUGCUU